UCUGUUCAGACAAGGGAAGACACAAAAAAAAAAAAAAAAAAAACCCGGCCAGCGGUUUUUCUGAAACCAGUGUUUGUGUUUUUUUAUAAUCGAAAACAGUUUUUUUUUCUCAGCAAACAAACAGUUUCUAUUUUUAUUCUUUAUUAUUGUAGUUUAGAUUUAUAUUUUUUUUUUGGAAAAAAAAAUUCUGUUUGGUUGGCUAGAAAAAAGCGUUUGAAAGUACUUUGAUUUCAGUACUGGAAUAAUGUGAAGCAGUUGAGAGGAACAGUGUCAGUGAAGAGUUUUCUGGGCUGUACUUAUAAGUUACAGGUGGUUGGCUGUGACUCUGUAAGUUAGCUGUAGUUAUUGUGAAUAGUUUCUUUGUGCAAUAUAUGCAUGGAGUCAAAUUCAGGAGUUACAGUGAUAGGAGCAGAAGCUCCAUCAGCUUAUCACAUGGCACCAAGGACAGAGAAUGCUAACCAGAUUGGUGGUGGCUCAACGACAGUGGACGCCUCGCCAGUUAGUGUAGGAUUGACUGGAAGUACGGAAAAGAAGAAGAGAGGUAGGCCUAGGAAAUAUGGACCAGAUGGGACAAUUGCCAGGGCAUUGUCGCCAAUGCCUAUUUCCACAUCUGUCCCGCCCGGAGGAGGUGAGUUCUCUAGUGGAGGAAAGCGGGGAAGAGGGCGAGGCAGUGGUUACCAGAUUAAGCAUCAGAAGGGAACGGAAAUGGAGAAUUUAGGCGAGUGGGCUGCUACUUCCGUUGGAACAAAUUUUACGCCACAUGUCAUCACUGUCAAUGCUGGUGAGGAUGUAACGAUGAAGGUGAUAUCAUUUUCUCAACAAGGACCAAGAGCUAUUUGCAUUCUAUCUGCUAAUGGAGUAAUUUCAAAUGUUACACUCCGUCAGCCUGAUUCUUCUGGGGGUACUCUGACAUAUGAGGGUCGCUUUGAAAUACUUUCCUUGUCUGGAUCCUUCAUGCCAACAGAAACUCAAGGAGCAAGAAGCCGCUCUGGUGGGAUGAGCGUGUCUUUGGCAAGCCCUGAUGGCCGUGUUGUAGGGGGAGGAGUUGCUGGGCUUCUGGUAGCUGCCAGUCCUGUACAGGUUGUGGUAGGCAGCUUUUUACCGAGCAACCAGCAUGAGCAAAAGCCCAAGAAGCCGAAAAAUGAGUCCGUACCAGCUACCAUCGCACCUAACUCAACUAUAGUUGCUGAACCUGCUUCAAAUGCAGAAAAAGAGGAUGGCAUAAGUGGACUUUCACAACAAAAUACAAGUGCCCUGAAACCGAACCUUACGAACCCGGCCUUCCGAAGAGAAAAUUGGGCCACCAUGCAGGAGCCAAGAAAUUCACCAACUGAUAUCAACAUUUCUUUACCCGCAGGUUAAUUUGAUAAAAUCAGAGUCAAUUCAUCUCAAGAGUCUGACUAGAUCGAUUCCCUGAUGUUUCUUUACAACCGGUGGAGUGUAUGUGUUCUUGAAUAUUACUGUAGGAUAAAAUAGGAUUAGCAUCCCUGAUAUCCAGCUAGGUUUAUUAUUCCAGGCAAGGAGACAUCCUUUUUUCUGAUUGAUGAAUUUAUUGAUGACAAUUAAGGAGUAGUGAAUUUUUAGUCAUCUUUUCUUAAUCUGAUUUCAUUGAUAAAA
This is a messenger RNA of Theobroma cacao (cacao), 1617 nucleotides long. Its product is annotated as AT-hook motif nuclear-localized protein 1-like. Gene Ontology annotation, molecular function: minor groove of adenine-thymine-rich DNA binding. Lineage: Eukaryota; Viridiplantae; Streptophyta; Magnoliopsida; Malvales; Malvaceae. The record is from RefSeq and is a predicted model, not a curated record.